Messenger RNA from Magallana angulata, 1922 nucleotides. Its product is annotated as zinc finger MYM-type protein 1-like. The record is from RefSeq and is a predicted model, not a curated record. The coding region runs from base 181 to 1785 and encodes 534 amino acids. The transcript is spliced from 2 exons. Lineage: Eukaryota; Metazoa; Mollusca; Bivalvia; Ostreida; Ostreidae.
AAGCAAAAUUUAAAAUUUGUGUACAAUUUUAAAUUUAAAACAAAGUUGACAUUAACUUUGAUUAGUUAAAAAAUUAUAAAACAAAUCGAAAGCAGUAAUUGUCAUACUUGCACAGGGUCGGUUCUUUAAUUAGCAUUAGAAUUAUACUUCCGAUUUAAUUUCUUUUAAACUCGAGGGAAAAUGCAAAAAAUUAACGAUUUUUUUUAUCCAAAAACUAAAUCCUUGGAGAAUGAAACUCCGAUUGACAGUCAACCAGUUACCCAGAGUGCUGGGCCCUCCGAAUCUAUCAAGAUUACAACCCCAUACAAAGACCCGUACUCUCUGAAGCCGUUAUCCAUGACUGAUACAGAGAAAGUCGAGUUUCUAACAGCAAAAUGGGAACCCUUUGAUGUUUCAUUCCCGGCCAAGCAAAUUGGCAGUUCCAUGAGACGACUAAAUAAAGAUGUUCUCAUUCAGAACUCUUGGAUGAGGUAUUCAGUUUCUGUAGACGCCGUUUACUGUGCGCCUUGCUUUCUUUUUUCCAAUGAUCCUAAAGAAAAAACGUUUAGUAGAACACCUGUAUCUGACUGGAAAAAUUUUGGUUCGUUGAUAUUAAGGCACACUCGAUAUGGAUCACCCCAUAAUCACUGUAUGUCCUUGGCAGAUCACUUCCUGGCAACCGAACUCCAACAAAAAAAGAGCAACAUAGACCAGAUCUCUUCAAAACACCACGAAACUGUCCAGAAAAACAGAGGAAUCCUCCGGAAAAUAAUGAGGGCUAUCGCUUUGUGUGGAUCGCAAAACAUUCCACUUCGAGGGCAUACCCAGGACGACAGUAAUUUUUACGCGAUUUUGACAUUCUCGGCACUAGACGACAAAGACCUAGCAGAACAUCUAAGCAAUCCCUCCACUGUUAUGAAAUAUACUAGUCCCGAUAUUCAAAAUGAAAUUGUCAUUCACCUUGGGCAACAGAUUAGAAGUAAAGUUGUGAAUGAAUGCAACUCUGUUAAAUGCUUUUCUUUAAUUGCAGAUGAAGCAACAGACAGGUCCACUGCUGAACAAGUAGCUAUCUGCGUUCGGUUUUAUUAUGAAAAUGUCAUGAGGGAGGAAUUUCUUGGAUUUGUUAAAGCGGAGUCUACAACAGGAGAAGCCCUUGCAGAAUUAUUUCUUAGGGCACUGCGAGAGUUUGGAAUAAGCGUAGAAAAUAUGGUAGGUCAGGGAUAUGAUGGCGCGUCAAACAUGAGAGGCUGUCGCAAAGGAGUUCAAGCUAGAAUUCGAGAACUACAUCCAGAGGCAAUUUAUGUUCACUGUCAUGCGCACUGCUUAAACUUGGCCAUUAUACAUGCAUCGAAUGAAAUGAUGAUAAGAAACAUGAUGGACACGGUGCAAGAAAUAAACUUUGCAUUUUCGUAUUCUGCAAAACGUACACACCAAUUCCGAACUAGCUUAGAGGCAACACCACAUGAGCUUGAGAAGCGGACAAAGUUGAGGGAGCUAUGUGAGACUCGCUGGUCAGCUAGAGGUGAUGCUCUUUACACGUUCCUAGCUAGCUUUGACGUGGUCGUUGAUGCUUUAUCCAAUCUCAUCGACGAAGGAGACACGAAAGCCCAAUCCCACUUGAACAACAUGCUUUCGUUUCCUUUUAUCAUUUGUCUGGUUACGGCAGAACAUCUCAUCCAGAGCACAACACAGUUGUCGAAGUUGUUGCAGUUGAAAUCCAUUGAUCUGGUCGAAGCAGUUAAGGAGGCUAAUGUUGUCAAAGAGCUCCUACAAUCUGAAAGGAAUGAUGAUACCGUGUGGGAUUAGUUGUAUGCGAAGGCUGAAGCUAUUGCUAAUAAGCAUGAUGUAGUAAUACAGAGUCCACGUAAUGCCCAAAGGCAGCGACACAGGGUUAAUGUCCCAGCAGAUAAUGUUCCCCAGUACUAUAAACGGGCUGUGUUUUA